AUGACUGUAUUUCUGAUUCUCUGGUCUCUCUGGCUCACUGUUGCUCUUUUCUUCCCCUUCGCUGCCAGUUCAGCCAGUGCAAUUGGUGGUUUCAGAUUGUCAAGGGUGAUUGGUGGAUUUCCAGGUCAAUCAUUAAGUGAUCCUUCUAUAAUUAGGCAUCACGGUGGUCCUGAUGUUGCUCCAAAUGGCGGGAUUGGUUAUGGUGGUCAGCUACCAGGAGAUGCAAUUUCCAGGUCAGGGUCAGAAACAGUUUCUCUACCUCUGGAUGCUUUAAGUACUUUAUAUGUUGAAGGUCUCCCUUCCAAUAGCAAAAGAAGAGAAAUGGCUCACAUUUUUUGCCCUUUUGUUGGAUAUAGAGAAGUGAGGCUUGUGAGAAAAAGAACCAAACAUUGUGGUGGAGAUCCUCUUAUUCUUUGUUUUUUGGAUUUUGCAAAUCCAGUUUAUGCAGCAACUGCAAUGAAUAAUUAUACAAAAGAAAGUUCUCUAUUUGUUCAUUUGAAUUUUGCUUGUGUAAUAGAUGUGCUUAAAGAAAAAUUUGAAGAGCAACGAACAUGGCAAGAUGAAGCAUUAACUCGAGUGAAAGCUCAAUUGGAAGCUCAACAAGCCAUUUGGCCUCUUCCGUCGCCGUCUCACCAACUAGCCCCUUUCGCCGGCGUCACUCUCUUCCUCACCAAACAUCAUCGUCGCCUCCUGGGUUCUUCACGCUGUCGCUUGGUCGCCAACCAGCCCCCAUUGUCGUCGUCGGGAUCCUCUUCACUGCCGCUGGUUCGCUAA
This is a messenger RNA of Arachis duranensis, 774 nucleotides long. Its product is annotated as RNA-binding protein 2-like. The record is from RefSeq and is a predicted model, not a curated record. Lineage: Eukaryota; Viridiplantae; Streptophyta; Magnoliopsida; Fabales; Fabaceae. Gene Ontology annotation, molecular function: mRNA binding.